UUGGAAAAAGGUGUUGACAGUAAUGGCGCACGGUGCAGUUUUAGAGGGUGUGAAGCUGAAUCUGGUUGUGUGCGGGAGUGAUGGGACAUUCAAAUCCUCCAUGUCAGAGCAGAUCCUCAGAGACGUGGAGCUUCAUGGACGUCAGACCAGUCUGGUGGAGCUUCCAGCUCUCAGUCAGCUCUCAGAGGAGGAAGUGAUGCGUCAGACUCUCCGCUGUGUAUCUCUCUAUGAUCCUGGAGUUCAUGUUUUCCUCCUCAUUGUUCCUGACGCUCCACUCAAUAAUGAAGACAAAGCAGAAAUGGAGGAGAUCCAGAGGAUCUUCAGCUCCAGAAUCAACAAACACAUGAUGAUCCUCAUAAUGCAGAGUUCAGAGCAUCAGCCAGCAGAACUCAAUGAAGAAACACAGUCUGUCAUUGAGAGAUUUGGAGGACGACAUUGUUUCUUUGGUCCCAACACACAAGUGUCCACAUUGAUGGAGAACAUUGAGAAGAUGCUGGAAGAAAACAGAGGAGAGUUUUUCUCCACAGAGACAUUUCUGGAGAUGCAGAUGAAAAAACUGAAGAAAUAUGAAGAGAUGAAGAAAAUUCAUUCACCAGAGACACAUUUACUGCCACAAGGUUCAAGAGAAAACAUAAAUGAACUGAGGAUUGUGCUGCUGGGAAAAACUGGAGUUGGGAAAAGUGCAACUGGAAACACAAUCUUAGGAAGAAAUGCGUUUACAGCAGAGACAUCUCAAGAGUCAGUGACUAAAGAGGGUCAGAGAGAAACAUCUGAAAUCAACGGCCGACACGUUACUGUGAUCGACACUCCAGGACUGUUUGAUACUGAACUGAGUAAUGAGGAGAUCCAGAGAGAAAUCAGACAUUGCAUCUCCAUGAUCCUGCCUGGACCACAUGUGUUCAUCCUUGUGCUCAAUUUAGGACAACGAUUCACUCAAGAAGAAGCAACAUCAGUGAAGAUUAUCCAAGAGACGUUUGGUGAAAAAUCUCUAAAGUACACCAUGGUGCUCUUCACCAGAGGAGAUUAUCUGAAGGAGAAAACUAUUGAUCAGUGUUUGGGAAAACCUGGAUCUCCUUUGAUGAACCUGAUUGAAGCGUGUGGAAACAGAUUCCAUGUGUUCAAUAAUAAUCAGACUGGAGACCGAACACAGGUGUCUGAUCUACUGGAGAAGAUAGACAACAUGGUGACAGUGAACGGAGGGAGUUUCUACUCAUGUAAGAUGUUCAGAGAGAUGGAGAGAGAAAAACAAGAACAACAGAUGAAGAUCCUGAUGGAUAGAGUCAGAGAAAGAGAAGAGGUGAUGAAGAAACUAGAAGAAGACAUCAGUCAAGAACGACAGACAUUUAAAAAUAAAAUUGAGCAACUGAGGCAAGAAAAAGAGAAAGUAAAAACAGAAAAGGAAAAAUGUCAAAUCAAAUACUACACAGAAACAGAAAGACUGAUGAACAGAAUAGAGAACGAGAGGAAGAAAAGUGAAGAAUAUAUAGAAAGAGAAGAACAAUAUAAAACAAAAAUACAAGAGAAAGUAAAAGAGAUACAAGACAAGAUGAGACAAGAACGAGAGACAUCUAGACAUGAAAUAGAAGAAAUGAGGCAAGAAAAAGAGAAAAUAAAAACAGAAAAAGAAAAACUUCAGACCCAAUACAAAACAGAAAUAGACAGAAUGAUGAACAGAAUACAGAAUCAUGACAAAGAGAGAAAGAGAAGAGAAAAAGAGUUUCAUGAGAAAGAAGAACGAUAUAAAAUGCAAAUGAAAGAGAAAGAGAGAGAGAUCCAUGAGAUGAAGAGAGAACGAAAUGAAUGGGAGAAACGAAAACUAGAGGAAAAGACGAGAAAUGAAGAAGAGGAUAAGAAAAGAAGAGAGAAAGAACAGAGAGUUUAUGAUGAAUUUAAUCAGAGACUGAAACAAGAGAUUGAGAGAAUGAAAAGAGAGAAAGCAGAUCUUCAAUAUAAACAUGAAGCAAAAGAAAACAAGAUGAAGAUCCUGAUGGAGGAGAGAGUGAAGAAAAUGAACAGAGAAAGAGAAGAACUGAUGAAGAAACAUGAAGAAGACAACGAGAGAAUAAAGAUGAUGAUGAUGGAGAAAGUGGAACAACUGGACAGAGAAAGAGAAGAACUGAUAAAGAAACUCGAAGAAGAGAAAGAGAGAUUGAAGAUGAUGAUGGAGGAAAAACGACAGAAUAAUGAUAAAGAGAGAAAAAGAAGAGAAGAAGAGUUUAAUGAGAGAGAAGAACAAUAUAAAAGAGAAAUGAAAGAGAAAGAAGAGAGUGAGGAGAAGAUCCAUGAGGAGAUGAAGAGAGAAAGAGAGGAAUGGGAGAAACAUAAGCUAGAGGAAAAGGCCAAACGAGAAGAGGAGGAUGAGAAAAGAAGAGAGAAAGAACAGAGAGUUUUGCAUGCAUUUAAACAGAGACUAAAACAAGAAAGAGAGAGAAUGGAAAGAGAGAAAAAAGAUCUUCAAUCUAAACAUGAAGAAGAAGAAGAAAAGAUGAAGAUCCUGAUGGAGAAACUGAACAGAGAAAGAGAAGAACAGACUAAAACAAGAAAGAGAGAGAAUGGAAAGAGAGAAAAAAGAUCUUCAAUCUAA
Megalobrama amblycephala (Wuchang bream) is the source of this 2584-nucleotide messenger RNA. Its product is annotated as golgin subfamily A member 6-like protein 22. The transcript is spliced from 4 exons. The record is from RefSeq and is a predicted model, not a curated record. Gene Ontology annotation, molecular function: GTP binding. NCBI's taxonomy places the organism in Eukaryota, Metazoa, Chordata, Actinopteri, Cypriniformes, Xenocyprididae. Bases 23 to 2584 code for a protein of 853 amino acids.